This is a messenger RNA of Plasmodium knowlesi strain H, 2709 nucleotides long. Its product is annotated as GTPase-activating protein, putative. Bases 1 to 2709 code for a protein of 902 amino acids. The record is from RefSeq and is a predicted model, not a curated record. The transcript is spliced from 7 exons. NCBI's taxonomy places the organism in Eukaryota, Apicomplexa, Aconoidasida, Haemosporida, Plasmodiidae.
AUGAACGAUCAGUAUGCUGACACUGAGCGAAGCGGCAGAGCACCGCCAGAAACAGUCCCUGCGGAAACCAUGCAUUUGAAGAAGGGAGGGGGGAGAAAAAAGAAGGACGACAAUGCCACGGGGGGAGUAGCCGCAAAGGAAGGACCCGCAAGGAAUCAAGGAUCAACAAAUGAUGCAUCAACGGAUAAAGGCGAAAUGAAUGAAGCGGCAAAGUCGAAGCUAGGAGCAUCACCGAGAAAGCAAAGUAACGAAAUGGUGAGGAACAAUGAUGACCCAGAUAGUUGCAGUGUAUACGACGACAUGGUUGAAAAGAAUAAAAAUUUUUCGGAGAGCAUAAUUGCUAAUCUUAAUGAUAAUAUUUUCGAGCAGAACGAUGCCUUCACUAAUGAGAAGGGAAAAGGAAAGCAUUCCAUGGUGCAGGAAGAAAUGGCGAAUGGAAAGCAGUUAGAUGCUCACACCGGGGUAGGGAGAAGCAGUGGUAGUGCGUCUUCUUCCUCUUCUCUCCAUAUGCAGGAUGGAAGAGUCUCCAUGUUGUCCAAGGAUGAGAUCGCAGAGGAGGAAGGAAUAAUAACCCAGCAGAUGGAACAGUCAAGGAGAAACAACUCUACGACGGAGGGAAACGAAAAAGAAAAGUUUGUCUUCCCAAGUAAGGUGAAGAAAACAAGUUGGAGUAAAGAAAAGGCACCAGAAAAUGUUUAUGAUGAGUACAACCAUAAUGUUAUAUACCACGAAUUGUACGUGGAACUGUUACAGGUAAAUAAAAAUCUACAGAAUGAAAUAAAAAACCUGAGGAAGAUAAUCGACAUGCAAAAACACUUAAUAAAAAGUAGGGAAGACUUAUUUGAUAGUGGUCAUAUGAAUGAGAAGAACAAAAACAGUAGUAAAAAAUUUGUGAACAAUAACUAUUUUUUAAAUUUUUUUAAUAAAAAAAAAAAAAAAAGUAAAGAGGGUUUUGCCCAUGUGCCAACUGGAUCAGGGGUAGAGAGGGCGUCGGCUAGGAUAUCGGCCUAUGGGAGUAUCAGAAAUAAUGAGGAGGUGGACGAGAAGGAUGAUGGGUACUGGAGUAAGGGGGAGAAGAAUAGACUCUCCAGAUGGAAGCGGAUGGACAACAACAGUGACGACCUUGGAUACUCAUCGGUGGAGAUGAACACAAUGGAUAAUAGGGAGGAUGUGCAUGAUCAUAAAAACGAGUAUGUGCAGUUGCCGGUGAGUGAGAACGAGGGUUCUGUCCUAUCGGAUAAUCCAAGCGGUGGAGCCAGUUGCUACGACAACCACAGUGACAACAAUAGUCGUACCCCAGUGUGUGCUACCAACGAAGGGAGCCAGUUUUUCAAGGGGGGCAACUACCAAGGUCUUGAGGGGCAAAAUCACACGGAAAAACAAAAAAGUUACGAGCACGGUUACGAAGGUGUAAGGAAAGUGGACAGAGAAGGAGAGGUAAACGAAAUGCCUGUCAAUUUGGAGGAAAUAACAACCGUGACAUUAUGGUAUGAAGAAAUCCUACCUUUGGUUAACAACGAAAAAAAAAGAAAAACCUUAAUCGACCUUAUGAUUACCAAUUACAUGCCCAUUGUUAUCAAAACAUAUUUUUGGGAAAUUAAUAUUAUAAAUAAGCUAAAUAUAACUGAUUAUUUUGUUCAAAUAUUAAUAAAGAACACGAACUUUAUCCAGUCUUAUGUUUAUACAAACAACAAGCAGUACCAUAACCAUGUGAGUAGAUACUUUAAGUCGUUAAUUACGUUUCGAAAUAGCAACGUUGGAGGGGUUCAGUCAGAUGGAGGUGCUAUGGUGGAUGAUGCGAGUGGGAAGGAAGCCACUAGCGGGGUAACUGAGAAAAGGGAAGACAACACGAAGGAGAACAUUGAUAUGGGGGAGAAGCCGCAUGGUGCGGAGGCGAAGGAGGGGGAAAGUGUGCAAAGGAAGGAGGAGGAUAACUGUAUUGCCGGGUUGAACCUUCUGCAGCGUUUCUCAUUUCAGAAAUUCUUCUACCAAAUUCUGAUAGACCUGGACAGAACCUUAUAUAUAAUAAAGAAGAAUCAAGAAUAUUUCAGAAAGCACCGUGUAUGUACGGACAGUUUUCUGUUGACACUGGACCUGGGAGAGACAAAGGCAAAGCUGAACACACUGCUCCAGAUGUACGUUGUGUUUAAGCCAGAGUUGGGGUACGUUCAAGGGAUGUCCUACAUCGCUCUGGUGUUCUUGCUGUACUGUAAUUUGGAGAAGGCCUUCGUGCACUUUGCUAACUUUAUGGAGCGAAAGGAAAUUUACAACCUCUACAGCUUCAACAACAACGAAAUAAAAAUUUAUACUUACAUCAUCAAGGAAAUAUUGAACAAACAAAAUGUGGAAAUCUACAAGGAGAUCUGCAAGCAGUAUAACAUCGAUAACAUUUUCAUUCAGUGGAUCUAUACCAUUUUUUUGACGUGUCUUCCCUUUCACAUUUUCAUUCGCCUAUUCGACAUAUACCUUUUUAAUGAAAAAAUAAUUUACGAGACAAUCCUGUGCAUUUUCAGCUACUUCAACAAAUUUCACCAUGUUGAGAAUGUGGACGUCGUGGUGAAGAAUUUGUCAACCUUUUCGUUCAACACGCAUAUACAGGAAGACAAAUUCUGGUCCCUGUUGAAGAAAUCCAAAAUUAAGAAAAGGAAAAUUGUCUACUACCGGGAGAAGUACUUCAAGGCACACAGAGAAGUUUUAAACGAAAAGUAA